GCCUUGCCGUGAUCCCUGGUAAGAAGUUUGCACUCUUCAUUCAAUGAACGAUUUUCCCGUCGCCCCUCGGGCAGGACGGGCGCGUACCGCUUGUGACGUGUGCCGACACCGGAGGAUUCGCUGUGACGGAGUGAAACCUGCAUGUGAGACAUGUCAUUACGCCGGGGUACCUUGCGUCUUCACGCCGCCACCCGCCGUACCUCGGAAGACAGUCCGAGAGCAGUUGGCGGAGCACAAAGUCCAGGUCCAGCACUUGGAAGAAGCUUUGAGAGCAGAGCGCGCGAAGAACGCAUUGACUCGUUUUCCUCUUAUCGAUCAGCCUUCUCCUGAUCCUGCUCCGGCUCCUGUAGGCGGCUUGGUGGAUUCAUAUGGAUUUGACGCGGCAUUGUCCGCAUUCAUGCGUACACUCGGAUUCUGCGGCUUCGGCCCUAAGCCCACUCCUUUUCUCUUUCCCACCGACCAGCAUCGCAUGCCCUCCAUCUUCAACCUCGAUCAAUUUGCGCACCAAUUGACAUUUUCGUUCAAGGCUGAGUUUCCUCACCAUACAUCCCGAAUCAUUCAUCCACAGCAACCCCCACCGUCACUGAUUCGUACCGUCAUCGACUACUUUUUCAACAACAGCCUCUACUCGGUCUUUCCCGUCAUCGAUCCAGACACUUUGCUAUCCCUUCGCGAUUCAGAUCUUCUCAAUGCCUUCCAAGAUCCUGUCACCCCUAUGAGGAGUGUCCAGGUAUGUCUGGUGGCCUUAACGGCUCUGGUCACCCGUCUGCGCGAUAAUGAGCCCGCGUUUGCUGGGGCCGACUCGGAAGCCUUCUUGCAGUCAGUGCUCGCGCGCUUGCCAGAGCUGGUUAUGUCCGGUGAUGAUGAUCUCUGGACCCUACGGACUCUGAUUCUGGCGGUGAUUUACUUGGCUCCACUUGGUGCACCUCAGUCCGCCGAGUUGAUUCUGGCCAUGGCAAUCCGGCUGCUCAUCAAUCUAGGCGGCAAUCGUACUCAGGAUAUCCACAAAUCAUCCAGUCUUAGGAAGCAUGCGGGGCAUCUUCGGGCCCUCUUUUGGCUCUGCUAUUCCAUUGACAGGGAAAUGUCUAUUCGUAGUUUGCACCCACCUUUUCUGCACGACAUCGACUGUGAUAUUGAACUCCCAGAGCAAUAUCUCAUGGCUUCGUCUGAGCAUCAGCCUGACCUGAGCCUGUCGCCAACCGCAGGGCUGCUCUACCCGACUGACCUUCGCAUGUCAAUCAUCAAGUCCAAGAUUUAUCGUCUUCUCUAUUCCGACUAUGGUCUGGCGCAAUCGGCCGCUAUACGGGUGCAGUACAUUCGCGAGCUGGAUGAGGAACUGAGUAAUGUGAAAGCCCGAUUUCCCGCCGACUGUCGCCCUGAGAAUCUGUCUCCUGGUAGCAUCCCUGAUUCCUGGGUUCUUGAUCUCAGUUUGCGAGCGGUUAACAUGCAUCUGGAAUACUACUACUGUCUUGCUAUAAUUCAUGGGGCGUGUCGCAUUACUGGGAGUCACCCUUCCCCGGACGAGGUAUCACCCCUAUCCUCUAGCAUCGAGCUGUGUAAUCAGGCUGCACGCUCCAUCUUGCUUUAUCUUAGUCGCCUACGUCAUCUGAUCAUCCCUCAAACUUUCUGGAUUUAUGCGCAGUUCAUUCUGUCUGCACUCGUGUCUCUCGGCUGGAAACUCAUUGCGGAACCCAUUCACCCAUCAGCGAUCGGCGAUCUUCACCUCAUUGAGCACACAAGGGAAAUGUUCACCGGACUGAAAGAGAUGAAUAACCCGAGCAAGUUUCCAGCCUUCUAUGUUAUGGAGGCUUUUAUUCUACGGUUGGUGUCUCUCGUGGUUCAAAGUAACCAUUUGCCAAGUGGGUAGAAGCUCGACCAUUCAUGAACACGCGGUUCCCGCCUACUUGCAGCACUAUCUUAUUCUCUGCGGUGAAGAGAACAAUAUGGCCAUGCGAGGGUUUUCGUUCAUUUCGCUCUCAA
Aspergillus homomorphus CBS 101889 is the source of this 1980-nucleotide messenger RNA. Its product is annotated as Zn(II)2Cys6 transcription factor. Bases 44 to 1867 code for a protein of 607 amino acids. Gene Ontology annotation, biological process: DNA-templated transcription; regulation of DNA-templated transcription. Gene Ontology annotation, molecular function: DNA binding; zinc ion binding; DNA-binding transcription factor activity, RNA polymerase II-specific. The record is from RefSeq and is a predicted model, not a curated record. The transcript is spliced from 5 exons. Lineage: Eukaryota; Fungi; Ascomycota; Eurotiomycetes; Eurotiales; Aspergillaceae.